Messenger RNA from Striga asiatica, 366 nucleotides. Lineage: Eukaryota; Viridiplantae; Streptophyta; Magnoliopsida; Lamiales; Orobanchaceae. The record is from the annotation of a GenBank genome assembly.
AUGAACCACAUCAAACAAAGACUUGGAUCCGGAUCGGGCCUGGAGUUGCUGCUCCCGCACGGCGAUCUUCUCAGGCCGGUGAAGGCUGACGAGGAAGGCGAAAAAGGCAAACAAGACAGAGGGAAGAGGGGAUUGAAAUGGCGCAAGCUGCAAACUAAGCCCCGACCACCACGAGGGAGGAGAUCUGAGCCCGCCGCCAGGCCCGGCCUUCACUCCGCGCGGAGAGCUCCCAAGAACGACCCGAAUCCAUUGGGGGGUGAAAACGUCCGGGAAGCCGAUGGAUUCCCCGAGGCGGUUGCGCAAUCUUUGCACGGCGAUGUCGAUCGAAGAAAUCAGGGAGGCGGACAUGGAGCUCCGGGGACGUAG